AUGCGAGAAUUGAGUACCGAUGUCUACGAUCGCUGUGGUUGUGUGGUUAGAUCAACACAUCAGAUCCCCUGUGCAUGUGAGCUGCGAGAGGUGGUCGAUUCAGGUAACCCGAUCAGCCUUGACAGUAUACACCCGUUUUGGACGAAACUUGUUAUUCUCGGCGAUGGGCUGGACACAUCUGCGCAACCCGAUUUUGCUGGUUUUCAGACUGAGGAACAUCAGUAUUUUCACGAGGUCGCCGACGAGGUCAUGACUAAGGAUCCUUCAGUGUUGCGUGAUAUUUCUCGUAUUGUUCGAGAGCGACUUCACCCCGAAGACUUAGGCUACAUGGAACCAGAAGUGAAAACAAAUGUCAGAGGUCGACCAAAGGGGAGCAAAUCAACGAAGCGGGAUCCGAGUCGUCAUGAGUACAAGGACCGUGUACCUGGUCGUCCUAAAUCUUCCAAAGCUCAGAAAAAUCGUACAUCCGCGUCAGCUGGUUUGCAAAAUGCGGAGGUUAUUCCAGGAUUCCUUUUACCAUUCGUUGACGAGCUUGUGGACGUGCGUGGAGACGGCAACUGUGGAUUUCGCGUGGUGGCAGACCACAUAUAUGGUGACGAGGAGAUGUGGGGAAUGACUAGAAUGAACAUUGCAAACGAAAUCUCCGCCCACCCUUAUCGAUACGAGGGUAUUUGCAUUGAUGGGUUGCAAGCGGCCAUUACACGUAUUAGUUGGGAAGGGGGAGAGUGUGGCCCUCGCAACUGGAUGCAGGUAUUGGAUGACUUGUUCCCUAUUGCCUCUAUCUUCAAUGCAGCUGUUAUUUACAUACAAGGCGGGACGCUACAACAGACGCGAUUCUCUUCGUUUACUGUUCUGCCUUUGCAUUCCUCUGAGGUUCACUCACGACCAUCGAAGGAGAUAGUGAUAUUGUAUAUUAGUGGACGCGCUCAUUUUGUUAGGUUGAAUUUGCAGGAUAAUUUUCCUGUCCCACCAAUUCCCACCCUGUGGUUCCAGCACAGGGACCAUACUGUUCAGUCUUGGCAUACUUUAUAUGCUAAUAGCAGAGAGCAAUGGGAUAGUUUGAUAGGUAUGGCAGAUUGA
Messenger RNA from Mercurialis annua (annual mercury), 1080 nucleotides. RefSeq lists its product as uncharacterized. NCBI's taxonomy places the organism in Eukaryota, Viridiplantae, Streptophyta, Magnoliopsida, Malpighiales, Euphorbiaceae. The coding region runs from base 1 to 1080 and encodes 359 amino acids. The record is from RefSeq and is a predicted model, not a curated record. The transcript is spliced from 4 exons.